AUGCCGCGGGGCGAUCGGAUAUGGAAGCUGCAGCGAAGACGACGCCCCUCCAACUCGCCGCAUUGCGUAGCGGCGGUAGUCCCAAGAUCUGCUCUGCGCAAGGCGCCCUUCAGGCUCUCAGGAAACUUGGUGCCGUCAACGAUUCACAGCUUCCGCCUUUCUUUGGCGGCAUCGCCCAAGCUCAAGGUUCGGGUGGGCGGGCGAGCACUGCUGCUGCCUUCAAGAUCUCUGAAGGAAUGCAAUCCUUCAUCAGUCUUUAAGUGCUGCAGAGAUGUUGGUAUUGACUACAGAGUCGCAAGUGAUAUACAUGAAUUGAAUCAGAAACUUGACAGGAUUAUUGAAGAGGGUGAGAGGCUGCAUGUAGAGCCAGUGAUGGAGGAUCAAAUAAAAUUAGAUCAAAUAAGAUCAGAUCUUGACUUUGCUCCAGAUCUAGAGCCUGAUAUUGUGGGCAGAGAGGUGGAAAAUGACUGUGACAGUCUCAUUGAACUACUAAUAAAGAGAGAUGAUAUUCCUAGUCAUCCUACUCGUCCUUCGUUUGCUAUUAUAGGAACAAUUGGAGUUGGCAAAACUACUCUUGCUAGAAAGGUAUACCGCAAGACUGAAACGUUCUUUGAGCCUAGGGUAUGGGUUCAUGUCUCCAAAGACUUGCGGCAUAUGACAAUGUGGUCAGGUGAGAGAUUCAGUAAAGGAGAGACUGCAGGACAACAGGCACUGCUGCGCACAUGGUUACAAGGUAACAAGUUCCUGCUGGUCAUUGAUGAUGUCUGGGGAGAGAAUGUUUGGGAUGGGCUGCUAGAGAUACAAGCACAGCAUGGCAGCCCUGGCAGCAGAGUCCUUAUAACAACCCGGAAUGAGCGUGUUGCGAGGAGGAUGGGAGCAGUUCAUCUUCACCAUGUGAAGGGUCUGAAUGAGGAUGAUGGUUGGUGGCUACUCAGUACAAGGGCCUUCCUUGAUGAGAACACUGGAAACAUGCAAGAUAUUGAGGGGUCUGUGAUUGAUCGGCAGUGUAUCACUCAGCAGUGGAUUGCGGAGGGGUUUAUUGUGACCCAGCAGAACACAGCUGUUGAAGAGGAAGCUAAAAGAUGCUAUGAGGAAUUGUUAGGUAGGGGCCUUCUUUUGCCAGAAAAUCAAACUUAUGGUGCAGAAAGAUCGAAGAUGCCUCAUCUCUUCAGAUCAUUUGCACUUCUCCAGUCACAAGAUGAAUACUUUAUUGGCAAUCCUCAAGACAUAGGUGAUGCUUUGAGACCAUGCCGCUUAACUAUUACAACUGGAGGUGCAGAAGCGAUCAGAAACGGUAUUAGAAAGUUAAAGAGCUUGAGGACAAUAAUCCUGUGUGGGAGUCCACUAAAUGACAGGAUCCUGGGUGAUAUUUUUCAGAAGUUCACACAUCUAAGAGUUCUAGAUCUAGGAGAUACACAGAUUGAGUGUGUCGCUAGGAGUUUGGGAUCCAUGAUGCACCUUAGAUAUCUUAGCUUUGCAAACACCCAAGGUUUUCUUGUAAGCCCAAGAGGUUCAGAAAAUAGAAAUGGUUGGCCAUUUCAAGAGCUGAGGUCCUUAUAUAAGCUGACAAGCCUCAAAAUUCUUAGGCUAGAGAGAAUAUUAACUGUGGAAGAUGCAGCACAAUCAGCACUGGAGGAAAGACAACAUCUCAAAGAGCUAGAGCUAUGCAGCAGCACUGACGAUGGAACAACAGAAAUUAGUAGAGCAGCACAAAUUAAAGAUGUGUUUGAAGCACUCAAGCCAGGACCUUCUAUUGUCUCUCUCAAGCUAGAAAACUAUUAUGGCCAUGGAUUCCCAUCUUGGUUAGACCCGUUCCAUCUCCGAGAACUCUCACGGUUGACCCUUCAUGGCUGUUUGCAUUGCCAAUAUCUCCCAUCUCUGGGUCAGAUGAAAAAUUUAAAAUUCCUAGCAAUAAAUGGUUCCAAUUUGUCAACUCGUAUUGGCCAUGAAAUUCGUGGAACACCAGAUGAUGGGGUGGCAUUUCCAAAGCUGGAGCAGCUGGUUAUCAGCAAGAUGAGCAACUUGAAGUCAUGGAAGGGCCUCGAAAAAAGAGAUAUGCCUUCGCUCAUGAAUUUCAGGAUCUGUGGAUGCCCCAAGCUGGAUUCACUUCCUUCCUGGCUCAAGCAUUGUAUGGCAUUGAGAAGCUUGCAUAUAGAUCGUGCUGAUAACCUGGAAGCAAUUGAGAACAUACCUGCACUUAAAGAACUUGAAGUUUGUGAGAACAACAAGCUGAAGGUGAUCUCGAACCUUGGAAAACUUGAAAAUUUGAAAGUAGUGGCUUGCUUGCUUUUGGAUGUUGUGCAGGAUGUCCCCUUAUUGCGCACCGUGCAUUCAAAUGAAAAGAAUUCAAUCAAACUUCCACAGUGGCUACAGCCAGAAAAACCUUUCAUGCUCAGGAGAUUGGAGAUCGUUGGAACUGAGGAGCUACUUGAUAGCUGCUCCUCUGCAACUGCCCCAUACUGGCCUGUCAUCCAAAACGCUGAUCAUGUAUAUGCGAAUCUGCCAGAUGGUUCCUUCUACUUCUCUUAUGCCAAAAGCAGUAGCUACUUCCAUAAAAGCGCAAGGAACCUUGCGCGGUCCUCUUUACAGAGCUCAGCUAGCUUCAGUGUGCCAAUUCUUCCACAAGCUGAACUUGUUUCGACUGAUGAAAUCAGAAACAUCAAUGAGCCAACUGGUCAAUCCUCAAGUCGGUCAUGGAUGAGGAUGCUUUUCACGGUUCUCCUCUUUGUUGCUGCCCAUAUAUUUUCAUUGUCAAGCGAAUAUUGA
Miscanthus lutarioriparius is the source of this 2766-nucleotide messenger RNA. The record is from the annotation of a GenBank genome assembly. NCBI's taxonomy places the organism in Eukaryota, Viridiplantae, Streptophyta, Magnoliopsida, Poales, Poaceae.